This is a messenger RNA of Desarmillaria tabescens, 1485 nucleotides long. Its product is annotated as WD40-repeat-containing domain protein. The coding region runs from base 1 to 1485 and encodes 494 amino acids. The transcript is spliced from 4 exons. Gene Ontology annotation, biological process: ribosome biogenesis. The record is from RefSeq and is a predicted model, not a curated record. NCBI's taxonomy places the organism in Eukaryota, Fungi, Basidiomycota, Agaricomycetes, Agaricales, Physalacriaceae. Gene Ontology annotation, molecular function: protein binding. Gene Ontology annotation, cellular component: nucleolus.
AUGGACAACCAGUUUGCAAAAGCCUCCGGAAGUCGAAUGAAGCGCGGAACGGCACCCAACGAAGAGAUGGGCGAAUUUGAAGAUGCUUGGGAGGAUGAGAUUGAAAGCGACGAAGAAGUGGUCGAUGAGGAGCAAAAUGACGAUGAAAAUGUUCCUGCAGUCGAAGACUCUGAAGAGCAAUCUCCGCCCGACCAAGUUUUUAUUCCUGGAUACCAUACUCUGGGCGAAGACGAAAUAUUGGAAGCUGAUGAUUCCGUGUAUCUUAUGCGACAUUCCAUGGGCGUUGAUUAUCCCAGUCUGUCUUUUGACAUUCUACGGGACAGCCUUGGCGACGAGAGGCAAAGCUUUCCGACCACAGCUUACUUUGUGACUGGAGCUCAAGGAGAAACAAUGAAAAAAAACGAACUUCGAGUUUGCAAAUUGAGUUCGUUACACAAAACACAGAAAAACGGCGACUCGGACUCAGAGGAUGACGACGACGAAGACGACGACAGACUUGAUGAAGAUCCAGUGCUUGAAUAUCGAUCUGUCCCUCAUGUCGGCGGUGUUAACCGGAUACGAGCACAACCACUUCCCCCCUCCACUCCUCUACCUCCCGUUUCUCAGCCCUAUCACGUUGCAACGUGGGCAGAGACGGGUAAGGUGCACAUAUGGGAUGUUCGACCGCUCAUCGAAUCACUCGAUGUACCCGGGUAUGCAGGGAAUAAAGAUCGAACGCAGUCGCCCGUUUUUACUGUAAAUUCCCAUGGUAGAGCAGAAGGGUUUGCAAUGGACUGGGCUGCUUCAGGCCCUUCCUCGUUGCGCUUGUUAACCGGCGACAUUCACUCCAAAAUUUACCUGACAACAUCUGCGCCUUCUGGUUUUAACGCCCUUUCACAGCCUUUUACAUCUCACACAUCGAGUGUCGAAGAUAUCCAAUGGAGCCCUUCAGAGCCAACGGUGUUUGCAUCAUGCUCAGCCGACAAAACGAUACAGGUCUGGGAUGUACGAAGCAAAGGACGUAAAAGUGUUGCUAGUAUCGAUGAGGCCCAUGACGGCGACGUGAAUGUGAUCAGCUGGAAUAAAUCAACAACUUAUCUUCUUCUCAGCGGCGGAGAUGAAGGUGGAAUAAAAGUCUGGGAUUUCCGUAACAUGAAGAAAAAAAGGCGAGUACCUACCACAAAUGGCCCAGUUUCUGCGCCUAUUGCUUCUUUUAAUUGGCACAAGGCACCUAUAACGUCUAUCGAAUGGCAUCCAACGGAGGAUUCUAUGUUCCUAGCAUCAUCUGCCGAUGAUCAAGUCACCCUUUGGGACCUUGCGGUCGAGCAAGACGAUGAUGAAAUGGGAGCAGCCGAUUCUUCCGGCGAGCAGAAUGUACCGCCCCAACUGCUGUUCUCUCACCAUCAGCAAAACGUAAAAGAAGCUCACUGGCAUCCUCAGAUACCUGGGAGCGUCAUCGGUACGGGCGCCGAUGGCUUUGAUGUGUACAAGACUAUCUCUGUUUAG